Messenger RNA from Juglans regia (Persian walnut), 757 nucleotides. RefSeq lists its product as uncharacterized. The record is from RefSeq and is a predicted model, not a curated record. NCBI's taxonomy places the organism in Eukaryota, Viridiplantae, Streptophyta, Magnoliopsida, Fagales, Juglandaceae. The transcript has a single exon. The coding region runs from base 151 to 630 and encodes 159 amino acids.
CUGUUUUCGUAUCCAUUUAUCCACUCGCUCCCUGUAACUAUAUCAAUACGACAUCGUUUGGUUCUUCUUUUACUCUCGUAUAUAAUGGCAUUCUCCCUGGUUCUUUUCUGAAGAACGCAAAAACGAGAGAGAGACAGAGAGAGAGUAAAAAUGGUGUCGUUUAGAGGAAUAGCUACGGCGAUCGCCAUCUACGCGACGUUGAUCUCCAUCGCCCUCACCGGAGAAUCCCAGUCCCACGAACUGCGCCCGUCGUAUCACGGACUGGACUACCAGAGCUCGGCGGCGGGAGAAAAGUCGGCGCAGGAAAUGAGGUCGUUCUUUGGCGGAUCUUCGCCCACGUCUACCUCUUCCAACGUGGCGAUGCCGAACGCCAUGGAUUCCAACUCAACCGACAACGACACGUCCUGGUGGUCUGGCCGCGGUAGUCAUGGAGGUGAUCACGUGAGGCAGGUGUUGCUGGUGGCGAGCGUAGCCUGUGGGGUAACAGGUGUCGCCUUGUUUGUGGCCUCCGCUCUACUUUAUAUCUUUAAGUUCCGACGACAAAGAUCACCGGCGGUCCCACAACCGUUGUCGCCUGCAUUAUCAUGUAAUGAUGAUGAAAACAAGCUGCAAAUAGUGGUUCGUGCAUGACCUUUUAUUUUAAUUGUUUUUUGAUCACAAAAAAGACUAUUGCUUUCUUUUUCUUUUGCAUUGCAUGUUAGGUUUUGUUGUACGUUCCACGUUGUCUACCAUACAAGAAUAUAUUUUUAUUAGCCUC